Messenger RNA from Notodromas monacha, 975 nucleotides. The record is from the annotation of a GenBank genome assembly. NCBI's taxonomy places the organism in Eukaryota, Metazoa, Arthropoda, Ostracoda, Podocopida, Cyprididae.
UUUAUUUCUUUCUUCAGCAGAUUGAUUUACGCUCGUGUGAAAUACCUCAAGAUGGGCGGAAGGCGACUAUGGGUGUCGCUUGCUACCUUGGCGCUGUUAGCAGUUUUGGCCACGGAAAGGAUGCACUUGUCAGAAACCGUCGUCAAUCUGGUGGUGGUCGACCUGGAGGUGGUGGAGGAGGACGUCCUGGAGCGAGUGGAGGUGCUGGUGGAGGAGGAGGGCACCCACGAGGUGGUGGACCAGGACAAGGAAAUGGUGGAUUUGGAGAACCAGGUGGAGGUCAUGGCGGUGGAUUGGGAGGACCAGGUGGAGGUCAUGGCGGUGACUUUGGAGGUCAUGGGGGUGACUUUGGGGGUCAUGGGCAUGGUCAUGAACAUGAACACGGUCAUGGUCAUGGACAUGGACAUGGUCAUGGACAUGGACAUGGUCAUGGACAUGAACACGGUCAUGGUCAUGGUCUUGGUCAUUGAUGAAGACCUGGGUUUGGAGGUCCUGGCAGACCAAGGCCAGGAUUUGGAGGACCUGGCAGACCUGGAGUGGCACCCGGAAGACCUGGUGGCCUCUCUAUCACUGGACCUUUGGGUGGAUCUGUUCCAAUUGGAUUACCCGGGAUCAUUGGUUGACCUCAACCUGACAUCAACUUGCAAAGCAUAUUUUCCGAGCAUAGAACGGGACUUGAGGCCAACUCCUCCAAUAUAUUUCAAGAAGUUCCAAAUGGUGCCAGAAUACCUUUGCCUUACCUUAAAGGAAAAAGUCGACAGGGAACCCGCGCCCCGGAAACUAUACGGGACAAGAGAAGGCCUUGAGCACGUUCAAGAAAAGCUAGACGGCGGGUCCAGUCCUGUCCAAAAGGUCAGUGCACCUGACAAAAAGACCGCCACUUUAUGGAUCAUCGUUGCCAUCGAGUGGGUUUCUUGUCAGUCUGCUGGUUGCCGUCCUGACGGAAAACCAAAUACAGUAACAACACCAAACCCU